Messenger RNA from Schistocerca americana (American grasshopper), 909 nucleotides. RefSeq names its product glycine, alanine and asparagine-rich protein-like. The transcript has 5 exons. Bases 1 to 909 code for a protein of 302 amino acids. The record is from RefSeq and is a predicted model, not a curated record. NCBI's taxonomy places the organism in Eukaryota, Metazoa, Arthropoda, Insecta, Orthoptera, Acrididae.
AUGGUGGCUUCCGCAGCAGUUGACGGCUGGGACGCCUCACUGACGAGCGCGGAAGGCGGAGGCGGAGGCGGCGGCGACGCCGGGGGCGGCACAGGGCCCCGAGUCUCCAGCGCGGCGGAAGGGAGAAAGCGGGCGCGGCCCGCUGCUCGGCCGUAUGGCGGACACGUCGCGCGCGCCCGCACGCUCCCGUUCACGUUCACGAUCGCGUCGCUGGAGCCGCUGUGCCGCGCCGCCUUCCGCAUUCAGUGCAGCCGCGUGGACUCUCAUCUUGCGCGAAGAGCACGACGGGACGCGGAGGCCCGGGCUAAAGCUGGCGGUUGUGCCCUAGACCGGACGGAGGCAGCGUCAAGGAAUGCUUGUGAGUGCGUGGGCGCCGGCGCCGGAGGAGACACAGGCGCCGCUGGAGCCCAGCUGAGUCAGUCUGCGGCGCGGCGCAUCCGGAUAUUUGCACAGGAGAGAGGGGCCGCCUCCGGCACCAGCACCGGCGUCCGGCCCGCUCGCUCGCUCGCCAUGACUCACGGCCUCUGCCGGCUGAAGCGAAAGAAACUGGCGCAGGCAGCCCUUGAAGGCGACGCACAGAGUGCGGCCAUCUGCAGCGCGCAGCUGCGCGGCCCGCCGACGCCGUUCCCCUGGGGCCGCGGUCGGGCCCCCGUUCCGGCCACUUCACGCAGCCGCAGACGCCGCAGUUUUCCUACCGAGACGGCCUCCGGCUCGUGGGAGGUGACAGAACUUAAUGCGCUGUACCGGAAGAUUUGGCUCUAUGUCAGAGAGACAGAAACAUUGCAGCAACAAGCAUCGGCAGAGUUAAAUGAGAAAGCGCACACUUACAUUAACACUGCUUUCCGUGAUACUUCAAAUCUGUACAUUGCAGCUCGAGAAAGGUUGGUGGACGAGUAUGAAGUAUAUUAA